AUGUAUCUGCUCAACUCAUCAUUUCAAAAUGAUCCAAACUAUGAAUCUGCAGUGCAGGAUAUUGAACAGGAGAAAAAGAUGGUGGCUGCAUUGAAACGAUUAUCAAUUGGAAACCUAAUGCAAUAUGAUCCAGAUCUUCCACCUGGUUCAAUGGAUGAUGUAGAUCCAUUUGCUACGUCAAGUCAUCUACAAGCAGGAGGAGGCGAGUUUUAUGAUGAAAAUCUGAUACCACAACAAUCACGACAUGCUCAUCCACAUAGUUCAUCUGUAUCAACAUCAGGUUCUGCAUCAAAGUCGCCUUCAAAAUCACCAUCUUCAUCUACAUCACCACAAAGAGAAAAUGCCUUUAAAGGAAAUUCACCCGUCAAAAGUCCUAGUUCCAGUCCCAAUCGUAAUCAAAAAUCACCAUCGUCUCAUUUACAUGCACCUUCAACACUCAAAGGUAAAUCACCCAGUCCAGUUAAACGACACAGCUUAUCUGUGGACAAUGAUAGUAUAUUAACCACCGAUGAGGAGUUUUUCGACGCUUCUGAAGAUCAGAUUUACGAUGCAUCAAAUACCAUGUGGGUACCAGCAGAAAUGCAUCCACAAGUCAACCCCGAUUCUUUCAAGACUUUGAUUAAGCAUCAGGUGGAGGAGAUUAUGGAUCGUAAUAUCAAAAGAAGAUCAACCGUAUCGAGACGAUCAACACUAUCUCGUCAAUCAUCCAUUACUGAAAACGAAGAGGAACCUACAACUAUAGUUAGAGUUCAAAAAUCAAUACCACAAGAACCAUCGCAACCAGGUCAGGAUCAGCAACAGCUCCCACUAUCAAGAACACCCUCGUCUCAUUCAUCCAAGUCUGCAUCACCACCAAAGGAUCCAUCUAAGCGUGAUUCAUGGUAUAAUAAACAAAAGAGAUUUUCAAAUCCAUCACUAAAAGAGUUAACCACCGAGUUGCAACAAUUGUCGAAAAUGGCAGGGAUGGAUAAAAGCGAUGCCGUAACAAUUGCCAGAACUCUAUCCUCAAACUCAUUAGGAUACACUGAUGUUGAAAAAUUGGCAUUUGAUGAAUUAAAUCAAUCACCACCUCAUGGAGAUUCAAAUGGAACAUCAAGCACAUUGCAUUUACAACAAAGAUUACAGCAACAAUUUAAUCAGUCCUUAGAAGGCGAGACCAUCGAUGGAGUGGAAGAUCAAGAGAAGUCAUACUCAAGCACACUACCAAUUCAAGGAUUACCUCAUGAUUUUGCUUUAAAGCGGAGUAGAAGAACUGACUAUAGGAAAAAGGAUUCCGAACAUUCUGCCCUGCUAGAUCAACUGCCAUUGAGUAGAAAACUGAACCAACAGCCUAAUCAGACUACUUCAAGAGGGUACAAAACGAGGGAUUCUCGAUUGUUGUUUAGUUAUAAAAAACUAGGUACUGAACCUCAUCCACAACAAUCACACCCAAAUAGACAAAUAUCCCCAUCAUCUCAGCAACAUGACGCAACCUUGGGCAACUCGUUUUCCACCAUUCAAGGCAGUCCAUACUUGUCAACUUCAAGAAGUCCAAAAGUUGAGAAUAAACCACUUCACAGAACAAAAGAUCUUCCGAGAUCACCUCAACAAGAUCCUUACCAUUCGAAUAGAUAUGGACCGACGAGAAACCAAGAACAAUACACAUCUCAAAGACAAAGACAAGAUGUUAAUCAACAGGAUAAUGUUUUCCCAGAUCAACAUCAAUAUACCUUGCAUCAACAAUAUCCACAGCUGCGUCAACAUCGUAAUGAUAAGCAUUUGCCAAGUUUACCACAACAACAGAGACAUCAAUACCCACCACAUCCUCAAGAGAGUCGUCGGAGCCAAUCUCCAUUCCAACAAGAUAGUAGACGUGCGGAACACCACCUGGGUCGUCCUGAAUUUCGUGAUUCACUGCAAAUGAGUGUUGACCAUCAUUUACAUACCCAAUCACGUGCCAAACCCAUUGGUUCUCAUCACCAAUCAAAAGUCGAAAAGAAGCUCAUGUCGGCGUCUAAUACCAACAUCAAUGAUUUUAUGAUUGACACGCCAACGAAACAAUCCAAACACGAUCACCGCAGUCGCAAAAGAGAUGAGUCUUCUCGUCAUGGAUCCCAAAGACCACAGCCUGAUGUACCGAUGUUGUUCCCUAGCUCUAAAGACCCACAGAAUGCUCGAGUGCAGCAGCAGCGACAGCCACAGCAUCAACACAGAUCGCGUCUGGGCUCAAGGCCAAGUGCUCCUGUACCUGCUAGAUCUAGACAAUUGCAUCAAAAUUUGGAUUUGUUAAGGUCAGAAAUCAAUGAAUUCAAAGAAAGUUUGAACAAGAGUCAGGAAAAGGAGAAACCGUUGACCGAUCAUCAUAGCAAAGUCAUGUCACAGCAACAGCGACCUGAUUUUCCGCAGCAUUACCAGGUAAAGCAAUUGCCUAGACAGCAGCAACAACAACAACAACAACAGCCUCAACAACAACAACAGCCUCAACAACAACAACAACAACAACAACCGAAAAACAUAUCCGAAUCGGAUCUCAGUUUUGACAUUAGUUAUCAAGAUCUAUCCACUGAUGAUCCAUUGGGUAUUGAAGAAGAAGCGUUGCUUGAAUUGGGAAUGAAAAAGGAAGACCAUAUCGUGUAUGGUGACGACACCAUUGAAUCGAACGAAACUGAUGAAGGAAGACCUCAACUGCGUGGACAAUCAACACCCGAACAUGAAGUACCUCUUGAGCAGUCAACUCCCGAACAUGAAUUACCACUUAAGCAAUCUACUCCCGAACAAGAUACAGUCAAUGCCAAUGAUGACUUGUUUGCAAAUAUGCCUGAAGUUGAUGACGAUUUCUCUGAUUUGGACGAUGUGCCAAUUCUUGAUUCACCAGCAAUGACUAAUGCAAAUGGAGAUCUGUUUUACCGUGGAUCAUCUAAUGAAGAUUUGACAUUCAAUGAUGGAUUUGAUUUAUCAUCGGGCCAAUUUUCGGCAACGAAUCAAAAUGAAGAAGAUAUAUUACACGAACCAUUUUUGAAACAUUAUCAUCAAAGUGACUCUGAUUCUUCAUCUCGUGUUAAAACGAGUUCUAAACCGACAAAAGUCAAUACUAAACUCUUCAAUAAAUCCAAUGUUCAAAUUAUUGACUCGGACAAUUAUGAAGAAAAAAUGGGUCUUAAAAAUAGCAAGGAUGGGUCUGAAGAUAGUACCGGUAAGAAUUUGAGAAAGAAGAAGAGCUUUGGUAUUUUGACAGGUGGUAAUUUAACUCCACCAACUUCUAGUGAACAUGAAUUUGAUGAAGAUAAGAAGUUGAAAAAGAAAAAGAGUUGGAAUUGGUUGAGAGAAAGAUCAUCGAGUUUGUCAUCGAUUGAUUCAACACAACAUCAACAACAACAGCAGCAGCAGCAACAGGCAUCCAGUACUACUGCUAAUCCUAAGUUACCUCUACCAGUAAGGUCAUUCUCCAACCCGGAACAAAGAGCUGCAUCCACAGAAAGAGAAUCAAGCUUGAAUACGGCCAGGAAGCCAUCACAAGAGCAUGAGGAUGCGACUUCACUUCAUUCAGAUAAGGAGAAUGUCUUGUCGAAGUUAUUCAAGAAAAAAUCGAAAGCCAAUUUAACAAAUUCUAGUGUCAGCUCAUUGCAUUCACAGGAGAGUAAAAAUUCAGGAGUUACAAUCAACUAUCAUGAUCGUAAUGAUGAUUCCAAUGAGCAACGAAGUUUGAAAAAGAAAACAAGUGGGUUGUUCAAGAAGCGGUCAAAGGCGAAACUAGUUGAUCAUAAUAAGGAAAAAUUGACGCCUUUGUCGUCGAUGUCUAAACAAGAUCAUUUAGUUAAUUCAUCGUUGAAAAAGAAUAGUAUAGAAGUAAUACUGCCUCAGUCAAGUGCCAAAGGGAGGGACGUGGAUACGGAUGAGGAAACGGAACCACCACUUUUACAUGAAUUGAAUCCAGAACGUUUGAAUUUGGACAAAGAUGUGGAAGAGUCUGGUGAUGUGUUUGCUUCAUUUAGUGACAGUGUUGGUUUAUCAACAACGACCGAAGAACAAGAGAGAAGCAAUAUUGACGAUGAUUCCAAGUUGACUACUAUUGAUAUCAAUAAUCUUGAUUCAAGUGACAAUAUAGUUGAAACUGGACUAAAGAGUAAGAAACUGACAGUCAAGAAGCAUAAACGUUAUCGUCAUAGAAAGAAGGGAAAGGAAACCAAUGCAUUGGAAUAUAAUAAAAAUCAAGAUGACGCUUCAGAUGCAAAUGAAGUCACAGCAGUCAAGGAUGAAAAUCAAGGUUUAUCUAAAGAAAAAGAAACAACCACAACAGUUGAUGAAGGAAAUGACGUUAACGAUGACGCUUUAACCAAAGAACAACAAGAAUUGCAAAAAAUUGACAUUCAAGAGAAGUUGAAAAAAUCAAUUAAACGUACUUCAAAAGCCAAUCAACCAAUUGAAUUUACUGAUUCAGCAUUUGGAUUUCCUUUACCACCACCAUCACAAUCCACAAUAGUUAUGCUCGAUUAUCGAUUCCCUGUACAUGUUGAACGAGCCAUUUAUCGAUUAUCACAUUUGAAAUUGGCUAAUCCUAAACGGUCGUUGCGUGAGCAGGUAUUGUUGUCGAAUUUCAUGUAUGCUUAUUUGAAUUUGGUUGAUCAUACUUUGCAUAUGGAGCAACAAAUGGGUGGAGGAGGAGAAGAAGGAGAGACAGAAGAGGGUGCAAAUGGGGAAGAAGAAGAAGAUGGUGAUGACGAAGAGGAUGAGACCAUGGUUGAUCCUGAGGGAGAAAUGGCAGAUGCAGAGGAUGGAGAGGAAGAAGAAAGUGCACUAGAUGAAUUUGGCACUGAUGGUGGGGUAGAUGUUGAUUUUGGUGAAGAUGUAGUUGACGAUGAUGUUGUUGUUGGAUUUUCCACAGGGAGACGCAAUGGUGAUGAUGAAAUGGAGGAAGAGUUGAUACCUACUGAAGAAAGAAUUCGAAUUACUGCAUAA
Lodderomyces orthopsilosis Co 90-125 is the source of this 4935-nucleotide messenger RNA. It is a transcript of the gene ZDS1, whose product is annotated as Zds1p. The transcript has a single exon. The record is from RefSeq and is a predicted model, not a curated record. Gene Ontology annotation, cellular component: cell septum; cytoplasm. Gene Ontology annotation, biological process: establishment of cell polarity; positive regulation of G2/M transition of mitotic cell cycle. Lineage: Eukaryota; Fungi; Ascomycota; Pichiomycetes; Serinales; Debaryomycetaceae. Bases 1 to 4935 code for a protein of 1644 amino acids.